AUGGCCAGGGGCUUAUCAUAUGCAGGGCGAUUGCAACUUAUCAGGGCAGUCUUGUUUGGAGUGCAAGUCUACUGGGCACAAUUGUUUUUGCUACCUCAGAAAGUUAUUAAACUGAUAGAAGCUGCUUGUAGGAGCUACUUGUGGUCUGGGGAAGCAGUCAUUACCAAAAGGGCACUAAUAGCUUGGGAUAAGGUGUGUCUUCCCAAGGGGGCAGGUGAACUGAAUGUCGUAAAGCUCAAAGUGUGGAAUCAAACAGCUAUUUGCAAAUUACUAUGGGCUUUAAGUCAAAACAAAGAGAAGUUAUGGAUCACUUGGAUCCACACCUACUAUAUCAAGAAGCUAAAGAUAGAAGACAUGGAAAUUCCUUCCCAAGCAUCUUGGAUGGUGAGGAAAAUCCUAAAUAUGAGGAAGUAUUGGUUCAAUGGGAAUAUGAGCAAUCAGGUGAUCCAACAAGACAAAUUUCAUAUCUCUACAGCUUACAAGAAUCUAGUAGGAGAUGUUCCUAAUGUUGUCUGGACGAACUUAGUUUGUAACAAUUUAGCUGAACAAAAACAAGUUUUUAUACUUUGGUUGGCUCUCCACGAGAAAUUGCGCACUAAGAAUAGACUUAUCAAAUGGGGAAUGAAAGUGGAUGAAAAUAAAUUUUGGGUGAAAAUUUUGAGCUGGUUAAAAUGGAAACGGGAUGCAAAGCCAUGGAAGGAAGAGUGCAACUGGAUUAUUCAGCAGACUAGAGGCAGAGGAGCUAAAGGAAUGAUUCUGAAGGCUGGUUUAGCUGCUGUAAUUCAUACUUUGUGGAUUCAAAGGAACUCAAGGGUGUUCCAAAACAAGGCUUGA
This is a messenger RNA of Lycium barbarum (goji berry), 834 nucleotides long. RefSeq lists its product as uncharacterized. Bases 1 to 834 code for a protein of 277 amino acids. Lineage: Eukaryota; Viridiplantae; Streptophyta; Magnoliopsida; Solanales; Solanaceae. The record is from RefSeq and is a predicted model, not a curated record. The transcript is spliced from 2 exons.